Molecule: messenger RNA, 609 nt
Organism: Humulus lupulus (European hop)
Lineage: Eukaryota; Viridiplantae; Streptophyta; Magnoliopsida; Rosales; Cannabaceae
Product: 7-dehydrocholesterol reductase-like
Exons: 6
Coding region: 1-609 (202 amino acids)
Biological process (GO): brassinosteroid biosynthetic process; sterol biosynthetic process
Cellular component (GO): endoplasmic reticulum membrane
Source: RefSeq, a predicted model, not a curated record
AUGAGGAUGGGCUUGCAUCAGAUCAUUGUCCUAGAGGCUCCUUUGGCUUUCCUCUAUGAAGUGAACGGAAAAGUGGCUGAUUCAAUGCUUGUUAAUACCAUAUUGAUGCUGGUGUAUGUUACUAAGUUUUUUUGGUGGGAAGCUGGAUACUGGAGCACAAUGGAUAUUGCACAUGAUCGAGUUGUCUACUUUGCUUUGUCACAGUUGGCACUCUACAUCCUAGUAGCAGGCAUUCUUUGCAUAUACAUCAACUACGACUGUGAUAGGCAAAGGCAAGAGUUUCGCAGAACAAAUGGCAAAGCUUUGGUUUGGGGUAAAGCUCCAUCAAAGAUAACUGCCACUUACACUACCACAACUGGGGAAACAAAAAGCAGCAUUCUUUUAACUUCGGGAUGGCUUUACCCUACUUUUAUGUGGUGUUUCUUACAAUCCUUCUCCUCGGCCGGGCGAAAAGGGAUGAUGAUCGGUGCUGAUCCAAGUAAGCAAACACAAUCUCAUCAUUUGUUUAUGAAAAAUUAUAUGUCCCUUAAAAAAUUGCAAAGGUAUGGAAAAUACUGGAAAUCGUACUGCGAGAAGGUUCGGUACAGGGUCAUACCUGGAAUUUACUGA